This is a messenger RNA of Mastomys coucha (southern multimammate mouse), 1632 nucleotides long. It is a transcript of the gene Hgh1, whose product is annotated as HGH1 homolog. The transcript has 6 exons. The record is from RefSeq and is a predicted model, not a curated record. NCBI's taxonomy places the organism in Eukaryota, Metazoa, Chordata, Mammalia, Rodentia, Muridae. The coding region runs from base 72 to 1253 and encodes 393 amino acids.
GAAGGGUUUUAACGACUUCCGCUUUUCCGGCCGUGUUCCUGGUACGAAAAGCGACUGAAACUAUUGGCGGCAUGCGGGGACCGGUAGUAGGUUCGGGGCUCUCCGGUGAGCGGGGGUUGCCGGAGCAGGAGGCUGGCGCGGACUCGGAGGUGGCGGAACUGCUGCCCUUCCUGGUGCUCGGAGCACGAGCAGACCUGCAGACGGCCGCGGCGCAGCACGUGCUGGCGCUGACUGGUGCGGGCUCGGGCCGCAUGCUGUUGGCAGGCCAGCCGGCGUUGUUGCGGGCUCUGGUCGACCUUGCGGUGGCUCCAGCCCCAGCCCCUUCCCGCGAUGCCUCCCGCGCACUUGUGAACUUGGCUGCUGAUCCCGGUGUGCACUGGCAGCUGCUGGCGGCGGACCCGGAGCUGCCUGCCCGCCUGCUGCGCUGUGUGUUGGACCCUCAGUGGCCCUGGGCUGAAGAGGCGGCUGCAGUGUUGGCCAACCUGAGUCGCGAGCCGGCUCCGUGUGCUGCCUUAAUGGAGAAGCUGAUGGCCGCUGAGCCGGAGCGGCUGGGUCUGGAGCGGCUUGUCAACGCGCUGUGCGUGCCUAGCUACAACGCGGCGGCACCCCUGCAUUACCUGGGACCGCUGCUCUCCAACCUUAGCCAGCAGGCGGAGGUGCGUGCUUUUCUCCUGGACCCGGACAGGUGCGUGGUCCAACGGCUGCUGCCUCUUACCCAGUACACAGACUCUUCCGUGCGCAGGGGUGGGGUAGUGGGAACACUUCGGAAUUGCUGUUUCGAACAUCGACACCAUCAGUGGUUACUUGGUGCCCAAGUUGACAUUCUCCCCUUCUUGCUACUGCCCUUGGCUGGGCCUGAAGAGUUUUCGGAGGAAGAAAUGGACCAGCUGCCUGUGGACCUGCAGUACUUGUCACCAGACAAGCAACGGGAGCCGGAUGCUGACAUCCGAAAGAUGCUCAUUGAAGCCAUCAUGCUGCUGACAGCCACUGCGCCUGGUCGGAAGCAGGUACGGGACCAGGGUGCUUACUUGAUCCUUCGAGAGCUACACAGCUGGGAACCAGAGCCUGAUGUGCGAAUGGCUUGCGAGAAGCUUAUCCAGGUGCUCAUUGGUGAUGAGCCAGAGGCUGGCAUGGAAAACCUGCUGGAGGUGCAGGUACCUGAAGAUGUGGAACGACAGCUACAGGAGCUAGACCAGCAAGAGCAGCAGGAGCUUGCUCAAGAGCUAAGAGGCAAGGGUGCCCCACAGACCUGAAGCCCCUUUGGCCUGAAUGCCAGCUUCAAACCCACCUUUGCCAGUGUUCGCACAGAGCUCUAGGGUAAAUGCCCAUUAAAUGUUGAGAAGCUCAAGGAUACUACCCAGUCCUGUGCCCUGUUGCAACCAGCAGUAAUGCACGUUGUUCAGAGCUGCACUAUUGAGCCAGAGCUGGCCCUGUCCUGUGUCACAGUUGCCACAGAUGAGGUGGGAUGCUGGUCGUCACUGGAGCUAUGAGGAGCCUAUUCCCAGACAGUGAUAGGACUGGACUGAAAAUACUGCAAGCCCUGGGAAGCCAACGAGUUUUUCAUUCCUGAAGGCACUGAAGGGGUCUGGACAUGGGUAGGCUUAGAGAUAUAAAGAGUGCUGUGAACCCCAA